AUGAAUUUAGCUGAAGCCACCAUGCAAUUUGCUGUUGUCGUGCGACACAUGACCCAUUUGUCAAAUGAUGAUGAAGAAGAUUUCUUUCCCAAAAAGUGUAAACUGAAAGAUGUUCAAAAACAUUUAGAAUCGAGUGAUGUCACGGCUUCUCUUGAUACUCAAUGGUUAGUUGAAGUAUAA
Clunio marinus is the source of this 180-nucleotide messenger RNA. NCBI's taxonomy places the organism in Eukaryota, Metazoa, Arthropoda, Insecta, Diptera, Chironomidae. The record is from the annotation of a GenBank genome assembly.